AGUGCAUGAAAUAUUUUUUGUUCACUGAAUGUUUUUUCUGGACUUUUAUGUGUAGGAAAUUUGAAAUGAGCACAAGUGUUUUGUCUGGCUUUGUUGUUUUGUUGUGUCUCGUCAUGUUUGGAGAGGUUCGAUAGGUGGCAGUAAAGCUCCCUCCGGCGUUAUCAUUGUUCACACGACACCACAAAAGUAGCAUCCGAAGUGAUGGAGGCGGCAACAGAGGAAAUGAUAAUAAAUGAAUUAAUGAUAAUAAAAUAAACUCAUUUAAACAUUGCCCUAAAUUCGACAUCGGAUUAUAUUCGACAGAUAUACGCAUAUUUUCGAUUAAUCUCUGACAUGUAGCGAACACCCAAGUCAUGGGUUUCUUGUUUUGCUAGCCGCAGCUGUUGAAACGGCUCGCCUCUGUCAGCAUCACAAAAGCAGUUGAACCUUGAAUCAUCAGAAUGGCUCACUGGAGCAGGUUUGAGAAGGAGCUGGAGCUUGAGACCAGGAGACUCAUCUCACAUUAUACUUCCAUUCAGGAUGAGGAAGAUCAGAACUUCCAAAUGGCUCUGAAAUUUGCCUGGUCUAAUUUCAAGUUUCAUCGUUUCCUUGAUGCCAACAGACAUAAUGUACAGCGCUCCAUUAAUGGGAUUCAUGAGAAACUUAUGGUCCACUCUGACUUAAGUAAAGCAGAGAGUUGGUUACGGCUAACUGAAGAAUUUCUCAGUUCUCCUCUUCCUAAUACUGAGGGAACCAAGACUGAUGUCCACUAUAGUGUGGUGGCUUUAUUGCUCCAUCUGUCUGACUCCCCAUCCAACACAAACUACUGCGAAAGACCUAGACUGAAAGAAACGGAGAAAGAAGACAAGUUUGAUUGGGCCAAGUACCUUAUGGAAGGAGAAGAUAUUGAUACUGGACCCUUUCCAGACACUCCAGAGUGGUCUGAGGAUGAGAGUGAAGAAGAAGAUAGCCAGCAGCCCCUGAGCAGAGAGGAUUCUGGUAUACAGGUGGACAGAACACCACAGGAGGACCACGAGCAGAAUGACAAGACUGUCCAAGUCACCUGGACCGUGGGUGAGCCAGACUCCAGGGCUUGGUUGGAGCAGCAUAUUGUCACUUCGUAUUGGGUUCCCAACUCUCCCCGCUUUCCACACAGCCUCCACCUGCACUCCAAUCUCUACAAUGUCUGGGAUCAGCACCUGUAUAACACUGGGCCUCUCUACCUGCCUGAGGAGAAGUCUUUUGUUACUGAGACACAAGUGAUUCGUGAAACUCUUUGGCUCUUCUCCGGUGUAAAGAAACUUUUCAUUUUCCAGCACAAUGAUGGCAAGGUGACUGUGAGGAAUGAUGUGGUGGUCACACAUCUAACUAAUAACUGUCUUCACUCUGUACUGGAGCACAUAGCAGCCUAUGGGCAGGCCGUUUCCCGACUGCAAAAGUUUAUUGAUGAAGUGACCGGCCACAGUGCAGAGCCCUGUCCUCCAGGUCUUAACUCUUCCUCCUCCUCAUCCUCCAAGAAGAGCUCUGAUCCUCCCUUUAGGACCUACCAAGCGUUUGUGUGGGCCCUGUAUAAAUACUUCACCAGCUUUAAAGAAGAGCUCAAUAAUAUCGAGAAAGACAUUAUUGCCAAAGAUGAGACAGUGACGCUGUCAUCUGUGCUGGAACGGCUCAGUCCUCAUCUGGCUCAGAUCACCAUGCUGCACAGGGUUUUCUGCACAGGAGUGGCUGAUGUGCCGCCCGGAACGCCCAAUGUAUUACGAGCCUCACACUUACUCAACACGCUCUACAAGGCCAUAAUAGAGUAUGACAGCGUGGGUGAGGCCUCUGAGCAGUCUGUGGCACUCCUUUUCUCUCUCUGGGUAGAAACGGUCAGGCCAUACCUUGAGAUUGUAGAUGAAUGGAUUGUUCACGGUCACUUAUUUGACCCUGCUAAAGAGUUCAUAAUUCAAAGGAACAAAGAUGUACCAGUAAACCACAGGGACUUCUGGUACGCCACUUACACGCUGUAUAGUGUGUCUGAGACGGUGGAGAGCGAGGAGAGGCUCAGCGACGCUGCCAGUGGAAGCUCUGGUGGAGAGCAGGCAUCCAGCAGCAGACAGCACACCAUGGUGUCCUUCCUCAAGCCUGUGCUCAAGCAGAUCAUCAUGGCUGGCAAAUCCAUGCAGCUGCUGAAGAACCUGGACAGCAAGGAGACAGAGCAGCCGGAUGGCUCCUCCAGAGAUGCCGAAAGAAAGAGUCUGUACACACUCUUUUUGGAAUCAGUGCAGACACGACUUCGGCAUGGAGAAGACUCACCCACCAAUACGGUUACCGAGCAACAAGCCACUAAGAAGAGUCUGAUCAAGAUGCAGUCCAUUGUAGCACGUCAUCUGGAGCUGGACGACAUCCAUGACCCCCUACUGGCCAUUAAUUUUGCAAGGCUUUAUUUAGAGCAGAAUGACUUCCAUGAGAAAUUCUCUGGCGGCAAUGUGAUUUUGGACCGCUCCUCUGAGUCUGUGACAUGUCAGACGUUUGAGCUUACUCUCCGUUCCUGUUUGUAUCCACAUAUUGAGAGGAGAUACAUCGAAUGCUGUGGGAACCUCAUGAGAACCCUGAAAAAAGACUACAGGCUUCUUGGGUACUUGCAGGCCAUGAGAAAAUACUUCCUGUUGGAGGCUGGGGAUACUAUGUAUGAUUUCUACACAGCCAUCUUUGACAAAGUUCUGGAGAAGGAGAGCUGGCAGCAGCUAGCAUUUCUUAAUGUGCAGCUUCAAGAGGCUGUUGGACAGCGCCACCCAGAGGACAGCAGCCGGUUGUCUAUAUUUCUUGAAACUAUUGACCCUGCAAGAAAAAAACAGCCAGUGAAUAACCUUGAUGGUCUUACGCUGAGUUAUAAGGUUCCAUGGCCUGUUGAUAUUGUUAUCAGUUCAGAGUGUCAGAAAAUCUACAAUCAGGUCUUCCUACUACUGCUUCAGAUCAAAUGGGCCAAAUAUAGCCUGGACACAUUACGAUUCAGUGAUUUGACAGUAGCUGCUAAGAGGCAAGAAGGAGGCCAGUCCGAGGAAAGCACAGCCAAAGAGCCCAUUAACCAGCAGAUUCACAGGAUGUUUCUCCUGAGGGUCAAACUCAUGCACUUUGUCAACAGCCUGCAUAACUACAUUAUGACAAGGAUCCUGCAUAGUACAGGUUUAGAAUUUCAACACCAAGUACAGGAGGCGAAGGAUCUGGACCAGCUCAUCAAAAUCCACUACCGAUACUUGUCCACCAUUCAUGACAGAUGUCUGCUCAGAGAGAAAGUCAGUUUUGUCAAGGAGGCCAUCAUGAAAGUGCUGAAUUUAGUUCUCAUCUUCUCAGACAGAUGGCAGGCUGGUUUUGGAGCCUGGAAAAUCGAGUCGAUUGACAAAAUGGAGUCGGACUUUAAAAACUGUCACAUGUUUCUGGUGACUAUUUUAAACAAGGCCGUGUGCAGAGGCUCAUUUCCUCAUUUGGAGUCCCUGGCAUUGUCGCUAAUGGCUGGAUUUGAACAGUGUUAACAGGUUGAACAUGGAUUCAAUCCAGAGCACUGAACACAAGACAUAUUAUUUAUUGUACUACUGCAUGAUGGCUACUGUACUGUUCUUGUUUGUCUCUAUCAGGAUAUCUGACGUCAUAGCACAUGAGACAGACAAAAUCACAAUAGCACUACAUUGGUACAAAAGUAGCACUUUGUGUCUGUAAACAGUGAAACUUGUGUUAAAUUGUCUACUCUGUCUACAGCACAUUUGCUGCAUCAAGAUACUUAACGUAAUGUUUUGUGGACAAUCUGACUGUUUGUAUUUCAGCGUUGUUGGCCUGUGUUAGGGCUCAAUAUGUCAGAUGUAAACGUGAGUGUCCUCUACAUGCAGUGGAUAUGUGAAGCGCACAUGACAAAAGCAAUUUCUUUUGCAGGUGAUCUAAUUAUGUAUAUUACAUGCAACAGUGAAAAGAAAACCUUAAAACUCAAGUUUAAAUACUGUACAUAAUAUAAACUAACUGAAAAUUGUACGCUACCAUUUGUAUGCAGUUCAAGCCUAUAUUUGUAUGUGUUGUGGUUGCUUAAGGCCUUUUUCAUUGUGCUGAACGGAUUGCAUAUUUUAAAUUAAAUUGCCAUUACUUUGAGAUACAA
Onychostoma macrolepis is the source of this 4102-nucleotide messenger RNA. RefSeq names its product tubulin gamma complex component 5 (gene tubgcp5). Gene Ontology annotation, molecular function: microtubule minus-end binding; gamma-tubulin binding. The coding region runs from base 441 to 3491 and encodes 1016 amino acids. The record is from RefSeq and is a predicted model, not a curated record. NCBI's taxonomy places the organism in Eukaryota, Metazoa, Chordata, Actinopteri, Cypriniformes, Cyprinidae. Gene Ontology annotation, biological process: microtubule nucleation; mitotic cell cycle; cytoplasmic microtubule organization. The transcript has 24 exons. Gene Ontology annotation, cellular component: equatorial microtubule organizing center; centrosome; gamma-tubulin complex.